Messenger RNA from Alternaria infectoria, 2097 nucleotides. RefSeq lists its product as uncharacterized. Bases 1 to 2097 code for a protein of 698 amino acids. The record is from RefSeq and is a predicted model, not a curated record. Gene Ontology annotation, biological process: iron ion transport; copper ion import; intracellular iron ion homeostasis. The transcript has 2 exons. Gene Ontology annotation, molecular function: ferric-chelate reductase activity. Gene Ontology annotation, cellular component: plasma membrane. Lineage: Eukaryota; Fungi; Ascomycota; Dothideomycetes; Pleosporales; Pleosporaceae.
AUGGAGUUGCUUUGGCUCUUCCUCAUUUCGGCGAUUCCCGUCGCUCGCUCGCAUUUGACUUCCAACAACUUUCCCGGGUACGGGUUUUCCUGGUACAGCCCUAAUUGCGGUUUCUCUUGCUACAAUGCUGUGUCGUCUGCCAGCCUCGAAUGUCCUGCGACCGACUCUUCUGAUGGCCACGACAUGGGCAUGGACAUGGACAUGGCUGCCGGAGCGCCGACACCAAGUUGCCAAGCACAGAGUCUACCCUUCUUGGAGACCAUAGCUUACUGUAUGAGCACAAGAUGUGGCGCAGACACUCCAGUCUGGAAAAGAGAAGAAUUCUGGGCGACGAAACUCAUCACCGACAUUGUGCCGAAGUGGACCUACUCAGAGUCGCUCGCAGAGCUCGGGAACUCGACGCCUACUAUGGUGUACAAUGCAAGCUCGACCGAGGUCAUGACCAUGCCCAUGGUGAUCAGCGACGCCAGCUAUGAUAUCCAGUUCAACUUCAACCGGCUUUUCGACCACAUUGAAGCGCUGCAAGCUCGAUAUGUUAUUGUCAUUGUCGUCCUGGGCUUCAGCAUUCCAAUCCUGUGCACACUCAUUCGCAAGCUGCCGUUCGCGACUGGCUUACUCGACAAGCUCAGACCCUAUCUUGUGUAUCCGUCUACAAUCGGCUCGUACCAAGUACGUCCACUGCCUUGGCUCAUCGGUAACGCACCGACUGUCGGGCAAGCCGCGUACAUAUUCUUCUUCUUUGCUCUCAACGUCAUUUUGAGCUCGGUGAACUAUGGUAGUUCGCAGCCGCAUCCAUGGGGCUUCUCGAAGAAAUCGGAGAUGCUCUCUUACAUUGGCUAUCGCACUGGACACAUUGGAUAUGGUCUCCUGCCCCUUGUCAUUCUCUUCUCGAGCCGCAACAACUUCUUGCUCUGGAUCACCAAUUGGUCUUACGGCACGUACCUCUUGCUGCACCGCUGGAUCGCUCGCAUCUUCGCCGUCCAAGCCAUCGUGCACAGUAUCGCACUGUUACUGUGUUACCAAGGAUCAGGCAGCUAUCCAGUCGAGUCCGUCAAGCCGUAUUGGUUGUGGGGUAUCGUCGCCACUGUAUUGACAUGCGCUAUGCUGGUUUUGAGCGUUCUCUAUUUCCGCCGCCUCGCCUACGAGGUCUUCCUUAUCCUUCAUAUAAUACUUGCUGUCUUCGUCAUCGUGGGUUGCUGGUACCAUGUCAUCCUAAAGUGGGGCUACAACUUCUACGACAACUGGCUCUACGCUGCCAUCGCAGUAUGGUUCUUUGAUCGUCUUGUCCGCGUGCUACGCGUGCUGAAGAAUGGCAUGCAGUACGCCGAUGUCACCGAAGUGGGAGACAAUUACGUCCGAGUUGAUCUUCCUGGUGUGCGAUGGGCGGCGAAGCCAGGCUAUGUUGGCUACGUUGGAUUUCCAACGCUGCACCCGCUGCGACCGUGGGAGAACCACCCUUUCUCUAUCAACUCAUCUGUCUUGUUCCGAAGCUACAGGCAUGCCCCAGCACUGGCGUCUUCGAGUGAUUCCACAUCGGACGGCAGUCACGCCGAAGGAAAAUCUCCUGAUGAUAAAGCGCAGGUGACUCGUGUUACGCGCAACGUCAGAGAUCCAGCAAGCACGACGGGGGUGUCUUUUAUCAUCAAGAAGAGGACUGGCAUAACGAAGAUGUUGAACAAGAACGCUCGGCUGCUUACAAUCCUAGACGGACCGUAUCCACAUUCAGCCAGCACCGAGGCUCUGGAGGCUGAUCAUUUGUUGUUGCUUGGAGGUGGUAUCGGUAUCACUGGUCUGCUGGGCUGGCUUUCUAUUCAUCCAAACGUCAAGUUGGCGUGGAGCGUCAAAGCGUCAGAUCAAGCUCUAGUUGAUGAGAUGGGCACGGCCAUCGCAAACGUCGCCGACAAGCAGGUUUUCGUCGGACAGCGCUUCGCUAUUAGGAACCUGCUCCAAAAGGAGAUUGAUUUUGGCUACAAGAAGGUUGGUGUUGUCGUAUGCGGUCCUGCGGAUAUGUGCGAUGAGGUGCGAGCUUUGGUAGCAGGUCUGGGGAGAGGCAGCAAGACUGUGUUUGAUUUGCAUGUGGAUGCUUUUUCCUGGUAG